Molecule: messenger RNA, 3811 nt
Organism: Xenopus laevis (African clawed frog)
Lineage: Eukaryota; Metazoa; Chordata; Amphibia; Anura; Pipidae
Product: cyclin-O protein B-like
Exons: 2
Coding region: 1770-3035 (421 amino acids)
Source: RefSeq, a predicted model, not a curated record
UGACAGUUGGAUCAGUCCGUUGGUUGAUACUGGGGCGAGAGGUAAGUGUAAAUUCUCUCUGAGAGUUUUUUGCCAAAUAAUCCUUUAAUUUAGUUUAAAAAAAGAGGGGAAAUAGUUGGGUGAUGCCCUCAGUCUAGCAGAUGUUGCUCUUCUCACUGAUUUUAGUGAAUUCGGAGAAUUAUCCCCUAAAAUGGGUUUUGGAGAUACAGUACCUUUAAUCUCAGCACUGGUUGGGAGACACAGACCCAGGAUUUUGGAAGUUAUGCAGGGCUGACACAAAUAUACACCUUUUCUAUAGCAAACCCUUAAGAAAAUAACAUUUGGGGACCCCUGUGGAUCAUUUCUGUUCCCGGUAUUGACAGGCUCCUUAGAGUUUUGCCCCUCUGCCCCUGGGUAUCUGCCCUGCUAUUAAGUACCAACACUGUAGCUAAAUACACGCUCCAUUUAUCCAAAUCUGGAACUAGGGGUGGGUAGCAGAGUCACAUGCCAUGGGGAUAAUUGGGGGGGAAGCUAAUGAGUGGGGGACAUACAGCAGGGUGUCAUAUAAGAAAGGUGACUUUACAACUAGGGAUUUGUCAGUUGGUUUAGUCCUUUGGUUUUAAUUGUGGUAAGUGUAUAUUCCCUCUGAGAGAUGCUUAUUUUAGUGAAAAAAGAGGGGGAAAAGUUGGGUGAUGCCCCCCAGACUAACAGAUAUUGAUCAUGUUACUGAUUUUAGUGAAUUUCCCCCUAAAACGGACAAUGCCUUUAUUCUUAGUGCUGGUUGGGAGACGCAGACCCAGGGUUUGACAGUUGGUUUAGUCCGUUGGUUGGUAGAGUGCUGAAUGUACUAUCCCUAUAAGAGAUUUAGGGGCUGACAGCAAAUAUACACUUUUUCCCAAUUGAAGCCCAUAAACAGAUAACAUUUGGGGACCCCUGUGCCUCACUAUAAAUACUUUAUUUGUAUGACCAGUAUUAACAGGCUCCUUACAGUUUUGCCCCUCUGCCCCUGGGUAUCUAACCUGUUCUGAUAUACCAACCUUAACAUGAAUUUAACGGAAUACAUAGCAAUGUCUUUUCCUUUCAUGUCUCAUGUGCAUUCCCUUCAAAUGUCCCGGCUGUGGGGGGCAACAGGGUACAUGGUAGGGCAGUAUUGAUUCCAAUCAUAUUUAAUUGCUAUUCUGUAAAUGUUUCCUAUAGCAGGGGGUGGGCAAUCUGCACCUGGCCAGUGAUCUUAUGUACUAUGUAUUCAUUCUCUCUAUACCAAUGCUCAUUUCUGAUUGGCUGCUGGGAGGUACUGCAUUGUAUACACUGAGUGCCAGUACCCGCUGGGAGUGACACAAAGCUCACGUUUAGGGUAAAAUGGCCAGAUCUCCACCUUCCUCUGUAUUUUAUAAGAAAUAUUAAAUGUUAAAUGCAUUAUCCUGAAGCUAAUCUGUCAAUUUGUUCUCUUCCCAUACAGAUUGCUACAGUGCUACCUUUUUGGCAAAUCAACAGCGAUUUUGGACUGUGUUUUUUCCUGGCUUCUCCUUAGUUCAGAUUUUAACAUUCUUUUCUGAACACAUAUAAGGAGAGCCAGCGUCUAAAGAGGGAGACCCUCUGGGGUACCCCGGCCUUGUGCCGGCCCCUCUGAGCCAAAAGCCAAAAACAUCUCGGCUUUUUGGUUUUUUUUUUUUGCUUAUUUUUUUUUUUAAGAUCUGGCAUCAUUUUUUCAACAUCUGCCAUCAUUUUUUUUUAACAUCUGGCAUCAUCAAGAACAACAUCAUCUUCUAUUAAGAGAGACAGCGACAAACAUGGGGAUUUCAAACCCAAAAAAGCGCAAAAGAGAGGAGAGGAGUCGUGGAAGCGCCAAAAAGAACAGGGAUGAGCGCGUGACUUGCCAACCUGCAGCGGAGGAGCCGGUUCCUAUACAAGACCAAUGGAACACCCUCAGGAACAUCGAUGGAGAACUGGACAUCUUUGAGGACUACGGGGAAGAGAGCUACCUGUUCUAUAAAGCCCUAGAAGAGAAAUUCCAAACAUCGGGGAUUCUCACGAAGCAGACCACCAUUGCGGAAAGUGAUUGGCGGGAAAUCAUCACCAUUUUAAUCAAAGUGCACAGACACUUUUCACUGGACUUCUCCACCUUGUGCCUUGCUGUAAAAUACAUGGCAAGGUACAUCUCUGGAAGGCAACUGAAACCUGGCAUCCUGAAACCAGUGGGGGCCACUAGUUUAUAUCUGGCCAUAAAGAUCAUGGAAGACAAUCCACCUAAUGCAGAAGAGUUUCUGGAGGUCUUUGGUGAAACUCUUUACUCACCAAGAGUCUUGGCAUUUGUGGAGGAUAUGAUGCUGUACCGACUGGAGUGUCGCCUGCACCAACCCACCGUAGACUUUUUUCUGGAGCACUUCACCUUAAUGAGUGUAUCCGUGGAGAUGUUUUUUUAUGACAACAUCACUAGAGUAGCCAAUGCUCUUACAGCUGCUAGGGGCAUUGCAGCACUGACCAUGAUGAAGUAUGAAUUUCAUACUUAUUUACCAUCUUUAAUGGCUCAGUGCUGCCUUAAAGCUGCUGAACACAUCCUUGGAUACAACUUAUUAGUGGAGUUGCCCAGCGACCAUCCAAGUCAGAUCGUGCAGAAAUGCCUCAGGAAAACUUUACUCCUGGCAUCAGCCAACAAAGAAUUUUUACAGCAACUUAUGCCAGGAGUCUUUCCUGAGGUAUUUCCCAAAUUUCCUCCCCCCACCAUCCAGAGAGGAAGAACAGGAGCCAAGGAGCCAGCCAGGCAGCCACGUGAAGAGUUAAGAGCCAAGGAGCCAGUCAAGAAGCCCAGUAAAACAUCAGCUAAAAGGCCAAAUAAAGAGACAGGAGCAAAAGAGCCAGCCAGUCAGUCCAACAAAUUGGCAAAAAGACCAAAAAUAGAGGCUUCUGUAAAUGAUCCCAAAGAUAGAGCUGAGUCAACAGCAGCAGAGGCAGUCGCAGCCACGAGAAGAACAGCACGGAACACACAAAGAUGCUGUAAAUUUUGUAAUGGCACACGUGCAAAUACAUAUCCCCAUACGCACACAGACACACACUGAACACACUUUCAUCCCACUGACAUGACCCCCAUACAUAUUUACAUACACACAUACAUCUGAGUCACAGCUGCCAGAAGGGACAAGCAGUACCAUACUGGGGACAAGAAUAUGGUUAACGCACGCAAGCACCUUUAUGCCACUCGGUAGACCCUGCAUUCCUUUUCACUCAAUCCCUCUGCAGACUGCAAAGCCGGGUCUGUAGGCUGCAGGGGGACUAACGGAAUGCAGAGGAAUGCAGCAUUCACCUUCCUGCUUAAAGGUACUUAUGUGUAUGUUGUCAUAUUCUCUUCUGUUUCCCUUCCUUACGCCGCAGCUUCACCAGCGGUGCUCCUCCCUUCAUCCAAAAUAUGGUUUUAUAUACGGGAGCACACUUAAGCCGCUCUGUGGAUUCUGCAUUGCUUUUAACUCCAUCCUUGGGCUGUAGAAGCCGGGUCUGCAGGCUACAUGGGAUGGAAUUGAAAGGAAUGCAACGUUCAUCUAGCAGCUUAAUGGCGCUCAUGUAUAUGCUGCCAUAUUCCCUUCUGUUUCCCUUCCUUCCACCACAAUUCCAACAGCAGUGCCCCCCCUUACAUCUAAAAGAUGGUUUCAUACAUAGAAGCACCCUUAAGCCACUCGGCAGACCCUGCAUUGCUUUUCAUUCCAUCCCUCAAACUGCAAAAUCCGGGAUCCAAUGGAAUGAAGAGGAAUGCAGUGUUCACUUAGAAGCUUAAUGGAGCUCAUGUGUAUGCUGCCAAAUUUCUUUCUGUGUCCCUCACCCUGCUUCCCUUCUUUAAAUA